AUGUUUGGCGUAUCGGGCUCGGAUGCAUCGCUUUUUUGGGAGCCAUCUCUAUCCGUCACUGAGCAAAACCUGGCAGACCGAGUUAGGUACAUCCUGCGCUCCAACAUAUUUGGUGACGCCCAACUCGAGCGACUACGACGUGAGGCUAUUCCUUCAUCGAAUGGAAAUGCUACGGCUGGGAAUACGGCGCUACUAGAUGCGCAACAAACUGCAUAUGUGGAUGCUGCCGUCAAUAUUCCAUUUGUGGCUAAUUCAGACGAUGAUGGAAUAGUCUUCCACGAACUAGAGAAAAUGAGGAUCAUAUUGGAAGAGUCAAUGCUGGAAACGCGCAGCAUGCCUCUCGAAAAUCGACUGCGACUUCCCCGCAUACCCCUUAGCAAGCGAAAUCGGGCUGUCGUGCGGGCUCUUAACCCAAUGCUGGUGACCUAUUUGGAAGCCAGCCGGGACCUUUGCGAGACGGAUUCAAUUCUUUUUGGCGCCGCACUGGCAAUAUGCCGUAUUAUUGGCGCCAAACUUCCCGUGGCUGGACGUGCUACUCAAAAAAGUAGCGCCAUCCCAGCCUGGAGAAAAAGAUAUGAGGACCGUAUCGCAAAGGCAAGGGCCCUUAUCGGCAGACUGACAAGCUUCAGGUCGGGUAAUAAUAGACCGAGGAUUAUGCGCACCGUUAGGAUGGCGUUUGCUGGGACAAAUAUCAGUUUGUUCCAACCGGAUAUCACGCAAAAACUAACGGAGCGCAUAGAUGACCUGAAGCAAAAAAUCGCUGCUUGGGGGAAGCGGAUUCGACGAUUUAGCAAGAGGUCAAGGCGGUUCAACCAGAAUCGUCUCUUCCAGAGUGAUCAGAAGAGGCUCUAUAAAUCAUUGGAGCGACCAGAGGUAUGUGGAGCGGGCCCAGGACCGGAUUAG
Molecule: messenger RNA, 903 nt
Organism: Parnassius apollo (apollo)
Lineage: Eukaryota; Metazoa; Arthropoda; Insecta; Lepidoptera; Papilionidae
Source: the annotation of a GenBank genome assembly